UACUUCUAACUGUAGUUGCUCUAUUGAGUUUGGCGCUGCUACUCCUUUGGCUCUUCGUUUCUCCCCUGUCACUACUACUGCUGCUGCUGCUGCUACACUAUCUUAACUCAACUGUCCACCAAAAUGUCUGCCAAGAACGAGUUCCUUUGCAUCCUCCCGGACAAGCCCGACGCAUUGGCCAGAAGACUGGAAGUGCGCGCACAACAUCUUGCAAAUGUCACCCCUCUUGUUGAGUCCGGAAAGGUUGUCCUGGGCGGAGCCAUGCUCGACCAGCACCCGAAACCAGACGACUCCGUCUCCUUCAAGGGCAGUGUUAUGAUAUACGUCGCAGAGAGCAAGGAGGAGGUCGAGGAGUUGGUGAAGAAUGAUAUCUACACCAAGUCUGAUGUAUGGGACCUAGAGAAGGCUCAAAUCAUUCCGUUCAAGUCUGCUGCUCGCUUGGCUUUGUAGAUCUCUUCCCCAUAGUUGACGAAUGCAAUGACAUCGUGGAUCUCGUGACAA
Molecule: messenger RNA, 501 nt
Organism: Aspergillus fijiensis CBS 313.89
Lineage: Eukaryota; Fungi; Ascomycota; Eurotiomycetes; Eurotiales; Aspergillaceae
Exons: 4
Coding region: 124-450 (108 amino acids)
Source: RefSeq, a predicted model, not a curated record